GCCCCGCCUGGGAGGUUGAGACCCGCCGGCGCUGGGGAGCCGGCGCCAGCUUCGGAGCCUAGGAGUUUUGAGUGGGGGGAGGGAAGUCGUCAAACGGAGGCCGAGGGAAAUGAGGCGGAUGCCGCCGAGAAGCGAGGAGCCCCGCCCCCUCCGCCAUAGCGGCCUCCCAGUGCCGCCUCUUCCUUCACAGCCUCCCCCCUCCCCUGCCUUCCGGUCGUAGGCCGGGCCGGGCGUAGCCGGCCCCCUCCAGAGUAACCCCUGAGCCUUGGCCCUUUGGGGAGAGGAGAUGCCCAUUCUCUGCUUGGGACUCUUGUCGAAAAGGAAACGGCUGGAACGGGCUUUGGACCCGGGUGGGCGGGCAGAAGGCGGCCGCUGAAGCUGGCGGUCAGCAAGGCCUCUGGUCCCGGGGACCCUGGGUCCGAACAACACCCCUCGCCCCUGAGGAUGUUAGUCUUACCCAGAGGGUCCAGGGCUUCGAUUCAACAGGUUUUCCUGUCUGCUCAGAUGGGACCCUCCCUGCUCUAAGCAUACAAGAGCAUGCGCUGUCAUCUGACAAGUACUGAGCUUGGAGUUGGGAGAUCUUGACUCUGAAAGAGCGCAUCCGCUUUGGCAGGAGUCAGGGCUGGUGGAAAGACUGAUGUUUCAGACAAAAAAAAAAAAAGACGUUCUCCUUAAAUAUAUCCUUGGGUGUGCCACUUGACCCUAGUGAGCCUCAGUUUCCACAUCUGUAAAAUGGCGAUGGUAAUUACACAGGGUCUAAUGAGCUCUCUGGUGUAAAAACUCUGGAGAGUUUUUAUUACUCACUUCCCUGGGGCAUAUUUAUCUCAAGGGAAAAGAGAGUGAAACUAGUUGCUCUGUAAGUGUCCUGCCAGUUCAGAGUCUGCUUUCGUAAAGGCGUUGUUGGGAAGUGAGGGCCGCAAUUAGCUGAGAAGGAGAGCUCACUGGCUUUAUUCUCGUUUUCACUUGGUUUGCCUGCAAACUAAGUGUAGGCUACACGUCUUCUGUGGUCGCUGGGUCUAGAAUUUGAGUCUGGAGAGACGAAGAAUGGAAGCCUGGUGAAGAGGCAGAGAAGCCUGAGGGAGCUCAGCCCUGGCAGCAGCCCCCCUGAGUUCCUGGUGGUGAGAGGAUGUGGCCCCUGGACCCAUCCCGGAAAGAGGUCCUGGGGUUUGCAGUCAGCUGCCGUGUCCUGACUCUGGUGCUGCAGGCUGUCUUCAAUGCCAUCAUCCCAGACCAUCGUGCAGAAGCCUUCUCUCCUCCUCGGCUCGCCCCCUCUGGCUCUGUGGACCAAUUUGUGGAAGGUCUUCUGGGUGGCCUAUCUCACUGGGAUGCUGAACACUUCCUGUUCGUUGCCGAGCACGGCUACCUGUAUGAGCACAACUUUGCCUUCUUCCCUGGUUUCCCCCUGGUCCUGUUGGUGGGAACUGAAUUGAUGAGACCCCUGUGGGGGUUACUGAACCUACGGAGUUGCCUGCUCAUCUCAGUAGCACUGCUCAAUUCCUUGUUUUCCGCGCUGGCUGCACUUGCACUUCACGACCUGGGCUGUUUGGUUUUGCACUGUCCCCGCCAGGCCUUUUAUGGAGCACUGCUCUUCUGCCUCAGCCCUGCCAAUGUCUUCCUGACUGCUGGUUACUCAGAAGCCUUAUUUGCUCUCCUGACAUUCAGCGCCAUGGGGCAGCUGGAAAGGGGCCAAAGCUGGACUAGUGGACUCUUUUUUGCCCUUGCCACUGGUGUACGCUCCAAUGGGCUAGUCAACAUUGGCUUCCUCGUACAUUCUCAGUGCCAAGACUUUUUCUCAUCUCUCAUGGUGCAGAAUGCUCUGAGACAGCUCUUGAAGCUGAUGGGUUCUGUGUUCCUGUCAGUGUUCACACUCGGCCUUCCCUUUGCCCUCUUUCAGUAUUACGCCUAUACCCAGUUCUGUCUGCCAGGCUCAGCCCACCCCAUUCCUCAGCCCUUGCUGCAAUUAGCUAUAGACCAGGGCUACCGAACUGCAGAGGGAAACAAGCCGCCUUGGUGCUCCUGGGAACUUCCCCUAAUAUACAGCUACAUCCAGGAUGUCUAUUGGAAUGUUGGCUUUUUGAGAUACUAUGAACUCAAGCAGGUGCCCAAUUUUCUACUGGCUUCACCAAUGGCUGUAUUGGUUGCCUGGGCAACUUGGACAUACGCGACCACCCACCCUUGGCUCUUCCUUACACUUGGGAUGCAAAGGAGCAAGAACAAAAAGACCCUAGAGAAGCCUGAACCUGGAUUCCUCAGUCCUCGGGUGUUUGUGUACCUGGUCCACGCUGCAGCGCUGCUGCUGUUUGGCAGUCUGUGCAUGCAUGUUCAGGUUCUCACCAGGUUUUUAUGCUCCUCCAGUCCUAUUGUGUACUGGUUUUCAGCUCACUUGCUUCUGGAUCAAGAACCACUGCUAAGAUCCCUAGAGACUGUGCCUGGGAAGCCUCCUGCAGGGGACCCCCCACCAGGACAAAAGGUCCCCAGAAACUCUAUCAUGGGACUCUUGUACAACUGGAAAACUUGUUCUCUGGUCACACGAUGCAUUUUAGGCUACUUCGUGACUUACUGGCUCUUGGGACUACUCCUCCAUUGCAACUGGCUGCCUUGGACAUAACCUGGAGACUUAGGGGACAGGCCUGAAGCAGAUGUAACCAGGGUCUGAAAGUACAAAUACACACUGGGGCUGCCUGUGCUCCCUGGUAUCCUUACUCUGUCCAUUAGAACCUCUCUAUCUGAACGUUGGUUAAGGAUGGAAGAACUGAAAGCCUCUAUAAAAUUUGCUGUGGCAAAUUUUAGAGUAGUAACUGGUUUCUCUAUAAAUGAAGAAAUCUUAUUCCAGAUCUAUGUUGUCAAUCAACCUUAGCAGAGAUAGUCUUAAACUUACCACCUACCCACAUGUAAAUCUAAAUAUAAAUUUCAUCAAAGGCUCUAGCUGACAAGCUGGUCAUAGUUCACACAGUGAUGAUGGAGGCCUGAACAGUGUAGCAGCAAUAGUAAGUAAAAUGGGACCAUCUUUUCUAAAUGGGACGUUGUUUCUGAUGAGUUUUUUCAUGAUUUGUUCACUUAUUUAUAUGAAAAAUCUUACAAAGAAAUGAAAAUUAAGCAACGUUUGUUUAUA
Molecule: messenger RNA, 3112 nt
Organism: Odocoileus virginianus texanus
Lineage: Eukaryota; Metazoa; Chordata; Mammalia; Artiodactyla; Cervidae
Source: RefSeq, a predicted model, not a curated record